AUGCCCUUCAGCUUCCAAGGCCUCAAGGAAAAAUCCAAGGUCGGCUUCGACAAAGUCUGGGAUGCAAGUGAAAAGUACGUCGGUGUACCCAUGAAUCGCUGGGCCGGCAAGCUUGGCGCGGAAGCAGUCUGGCCUACAGACAUGCCGAGCGAGUGCGAUAAAGCAUCCAGGAUCCUGCGCGUCUUUACAAUUGACCGCGAACAUGCGCCGGAGAAAUUGAAUGUCCUGGAUGCUCAUGCCGCCAAGAAGCAACAAAAGGUCAUUCAGCGCAUCCCAGCCGAUGCCAUCAAGGCAGCUCAGGGAAUUGCCAUCUUUACGGUCUUCAGAUCAGGCCUCGUGAUUGGCGGUGGAAGUGGCGGUGGCCUCGUCAUGGCGCGCACAGACGACGGCACUUGGUCAGCACCGUCUGGCAUCAUCGUCAAUACCUUCAGUUUCGGAUUCCUCGUAGGUCUUGACGUCUACGACGUCGUCAUCUUGCUCAACACAAAGAUGGCAGUCGAGUCGUUCUGCAAUCCAAAAGUCACGCUUGGUGCAGAUAUCAGUCUUGUUGCUGGCCCAGUCGGUCAUGCAGCAAUUGUGGACGCUGGCUACAGACAGCCUCCAGCAUGGUAUUACGUCAAAUCCAAAGGCCUAUACGCUGGAGCUCAACCAGUCGACGGCUCAUUCGUUCUGGAAAGGAAUGACGAAAAUGCAAAGUUCUACUACGGCAGGUACUCAGCUAGAGAGAUCCUUGCUGGCAAAGUACGCAUGCCAGUCGAAGCACAGGGACUCCUACAGACGCUAAGAGCAGCUGAGGGACAA
Messenger RNA from Protomyces lactucae-debilis, 801 nucleotides. RefSeq lists its product as uncharacterized. Gene Ontology annotation, molecular function: phosphatidylinositol binding. The transcript has 2 exons. The record is from RefSeq and is a predicted model, not a curated record. NCBI's taxonomy places the organism in Eukaryota, Fungi, Ascomycota, Taphrinomycetes, Taphrinales, Protomycetaceae. The annotation marks the transcript as partial.